CUCCGCAAAUUUAAUAUUACCGGCAAUGGAUGAGUUCCACAUGAUUUCUUCUUUGUCACCAAAAAUUACUGGCUGGCGUAUUUGUGUUAAAGUUCUUAGACUUCAUGAAAUCUAUUUAUCAUCUGCGAAGUUUGUAUUUGCUCUAAUUUUGGUUGAUUCCAGUGGAACACGUAUUGAGGCUAUAAUUCCUUCAGACUAUGCAGCAUUAUACAAGAAAUGGAUUCAGGAGGGUGAAUGGAAAAUCUUCACAACCUUUGAAGUUUGUCUAAACCCCGAGCCUAUCAGAUCUACAACUCAUCCUCUUGGUAUUAAAAUUCUGCCUCAAACUGUGAUGACUAAUUCUUUACCAUUGAGUAAUAUUCCUUUCAAUCAAUAUACUCCUUUCGCCUACAUCAUUGAGGAUACGGUCAACACUGAUGUUUUGGUCGGUUAG
Messenger RNA from Camelina sativa (false flax), 433 nucleotides. RefSeq lists its product as uncharacterized. NCBI's taxonomy places the organism in Eukaryota, Viridiplantae, Streptophyta, Magnoliopsida, Brassicales, Brassicaceae. The record is from RefSeq and is a predicted model, not a curated record.